UCAGAUCCAGACCUCUUGCACAACCUUGUAAAAUAUUUAUGUUCCUGUUUUCAGUUUAAAACAACUAACACUUUAAUACGAGGGCUUUUAUUUUGAAACAGCCGGAAGCGCUCGUGUUUUGAAAGAAGACGCUGUCAUGGUCCGUCAGCUCUAAGCAGUAAUUUCCCGUUGAAAGCGACACUAGCUCGUCCACUGAUGUAACUGCCUCACAGAAAGCUACGAUGGGCUUCACACGGGAAAGCUUUGCCGGUGUCAAACCGUCGACAUCGCUGCUGUCGCUGCCUUGUCUGGUGACGGUUCUUCUCGUCGGGAGCCGAGGCGGUAGCAGCGCGAUGGACAACGCGGCCACUGAGAUGAUGGCUGAGCAGAGCCACCGACAGGACAGCGCCAGUCUGCUCAUAUUCAUACUGCUGCUAACACUCACCAUUCUGACCAUAUGGCUGUUCAAACACAAGCGAUUCAGGUUCCUGCACGAAACUGGACUCGCCAUGAUUUAUGGUCUGUUGGUGGGGGUGAUUCUGCGGUUUGGUGUCCACGUGCCCCAGAGCAUGACGGAUGUGAUGCUGAGCUGUGCUGUGAAUGCCAGCCCUGCUACUCUGCUGGUCAACGUCAGCGGCCGAUUCUACGAGUACACUCUGAAGGGUGAAGUCAGCCAGGGCAAAGGUCACCAAGUGCAGGACGACGAGAUGCUGAGAAAGGUGACAUUUGACCCAGAAGUGUUUUUUAACAUUCUGCUGCCUCCUAUAAUCUUCCACGCUGGUUACAGUUUGAAAAGGAGACAUUUUUUCAGAAACAUCGGCUCCAUUCUGGCUUACGCUUUCAUGGGAACAGUCAUUUCUUGCUUUAUUAUUGGGUUGAUCAUGUAUGGCUGCGUGUCGUUCAUUAAACUUGUUGGCCAGCUGGGAGAAGAUUUUUAUUUUACUGACUGCCUUUUCUUUGGGGCCAUCAUUUCAGCAACAGACCCAGUGACCGUGUUGGCGAUAUUCAACGAAUUGAAGGUUGAUGUAGACCUUUAUGCUUUACUCUUUGGGGAGAGCGUCCUCAAUGAUGCUGUGGCCAUUGUUCUCUCCUCCGUUCUCCUCCGCUUGGAGAAACAGAUUAGAGAAGGGGCUGGAGCUCUGCGCUUCCCAGGUCAUGAUGGUGGCACAAAGGAAUGGCAGGGAGAAAACCAGACAGUAACUCCCACUAAUGGUUCUAUAGUUGCUUACCGGCCUGCAGGUGACAACAGCCACAGCUUUGAGGCCAUGGCCAUGUUGAAAUCUUUCGGCGUCUUCUUGGGUGUCUUCAGUGGAUCCUUGGCUCUCGGAGUAGCCACUGGAGUCGUGACUGCUCUCGUGACCAAGUUCACCAAGCUCAGGGACUUCUCCUUGCUGGAGACUGCUUUGUUUUUCCUCAUGUCCUGGAGCACCUUCCUGUUGGCUGAGGCCUGCGGGUUCACGGGUGUGGUGGCGGUGCUGUUCUGUGGGAUCACUCAGGCUCACUACACCUACAACAACCUCUCCCCUGAAUCUCAGGACAGAACCAAACAGUUGUUUGAGCUCCUGAACUUCCUGGCAGAGAACUUCAUCUUCUCCUACAUGGGUCUCACGCUCUUCUCCUUCCAGUCACAUGUUUUUAACCCUUUGUUCAUUAUUGGAGCCUUUGUGGCAGUGUUUCUGGGCAGAGCCGCAAACAUCUACCCUUUGUCUUUCCUGCUCAACUUGGGCCGUAAAAACAAGAUCGGAGCCAACUUGCAGCACGUCAUGAUGUUUGCAGGACUGCGAGGAGCGAUGGCCUUUGCUCUUGCUAUACGAGACACAGAGACUUACGCCCGUCGGAUGAUGUUCUCUACCACCCUCCUCAUCGUCUUCUUCACUGUCUGGGUGUGUGGCGGGGGCACCACGCCCAUGCUGUCCUUUAUGAGUAUACCGGUGGGAGUGGACUCUGACCAAGAAGCCUCUAGCUCAGCAGUUACGGGUGGGACACAGCAAAGAAACACCAAACAUGAAAGCGCCUGGCCCUUCAGGAUCUGGUACAACUUUGACCACAACUACCUGAAACCCCUGCUGACCCACAGUGGCCCUCCUCUCACUGCUACGCUGCCUUCCUGUUGCGGGCCACUUGCACGAUGCCUCACCAGCCCUCAGGCCUACGAGAAUGAAGGUCAACUUCACGACGAUGACUCUGACUUCAUCCUGAACGAUGCCAACGUGAGCUCCAUGUUUGCCGACGUCACCGUCAGCACGGACGCGUCUGGGUCGCACACCAUCAACCGCAAGUGUUCGUCCACCAACAGCACCGGCGGCGGCGCGUCCGAGGAGGCUCUGGAUCACGAGCUCUCCCUGACGGAGCACGAAGUAGCAAUCAGGGGCACGCGCCUGGUCCUACCCAUGGACGACCCGGUGGAGCCCCCGACCACCGUCACCCUGCCGCCGCCGCCUUCUCCGCCUCGCUCCGACCCUCGCAGGCACAGAUUAUAGGAAAGAGUUUGUCAUUUCAGAAAGCGGGAAUCACUAAGUUGAUUUUGCAGUAACUGUUUUGGUGUCAUAUUCGUGAGGCUCCCUCUCCGCCUCUAGUCUCAGCUUAGUGACAGAACUGAGGUGUGUUUGAUUUAAGCCGUUAUAUGUGAAUUACUGUGAUUUUGAAUGUCAGUGCAGAACAUAUAAGGUACGAUGCCGUAAAUCAAGAACAUCUCAAUUUAUUUAUAGAGUACUUUAAAAUUAAGCAAACUGCUCAUUUGGCUGGUAAAUUUGUACUGUGCUUAUCCAUCUCUGCUACAGCGCCCAAACGCUGCCUGGUUGUUCCGUUUGUUGUGGUGCCAUCACUCCUGACAAAGGUCUUGUCUCUAGCUUCCUAUGAGUGAGUAUUACUAGAUGACAUUCAGUAUGUUACAUUUAUGCCAUUUCACAGUUACUACUGGUGAGUGAGGUGCGUCCUCACUUAAAAAGCACCUUAAUUUCAUGGAUUAAACAAUAAAUUGAUUAACAGAAUAAUCAGAUUAAUGGAUGAAGUAAAAAUAUUUUAGUCAAAAUUCCUUUUGGAAAAAAAUGUAACCAAAGACUAACAACAGUGUCCAGGUACAUUUGUUCUAUUUUGUUUUAGCACUACCUGUUUCUUUUCCUCCUGAGGUGUCAUUUUAUGUUGUUUUAUUUAAGAAAAGGUACUGGAAUUUAUUCUGUUUUCUUUAGUUAAUUUAUUGUUUUGUAGGGUGGCAUUAAUGAUGAUCUUGCCUCGUUCUUAAUAAGGCUGCUCACUAGAGAAAUGCUAUCGUGUGGUAACGUUUCCUCAAAACUCCUACGACUCUUAAAAGUCCGGCUUCAUUGCACAGGAGGGAAGUGGAUAUUCAUUCCAGGAGAACAAUGUUAGCGUGUUAAAAGCCUCCAUGUACUGUAGCAGAUGCUUCUACUUCAUAUCUGAACACUAAACUUCCCUGUGUGUGCGUGUGUGAUCUACUGAUGGGGUCACCAGGGCUAAUGUUUGUUUAACUGCCGUGUCUUUGUGAUGCUGCGUCAUCAGAGACGACUUGGAGGGCUGACUGAACUGUUUUCAAUUUUAAGUGCCUAUUCAGGAACUGACCUAAUGUAGAUGUGUACAUAUUUGAUUCGCUAAUGUUAAUCGUUCUGACUUUUUUUGUUUUUAUUUAUUAAACGAUUCUGAUGUUCAGCAUAGACUCCCAUAAUAACUAACUCAGUGGUGACAGUCUAACUGUUUUGUGAUCAGUGUACAAUCUAAACUUUUAUCAAAACUUAAGUGACAUAAAUGAGACCAUGGGGUGGAGGGUACACUUGACUGACACCAUGUUUGUUUGCACCACCACUAAGCCUGUCUGCCUGUUUUUGCAUCAUGUCAGUCAAGUGAGAUUCUCCCUUUAUCCAGUUUGCUGCAGAGAAAACCCAACUUAAACUGCUGAUUUGUGACUGAAGCAGACAUUAAAUUGUCAUUCACCAGAUGUGAAAAUGUUGCACGUAUAUUGUUGUUUUGUUCAGCUCUUAAUUCAAGGAAUCAGUUUCUGCACAAUUAUUUAAAGAUGUGGGCUUAAGGGAGUUUUUUUAUAUAAGGUACCCUGUUAAUUUCCUGUUCAAAUGAUGUACGACAUAAUAACAAACUGUCUUUUUGAAAGAGAAAACAGUUUUUUUGAACAUUAACUAAAUGUUUGACGGCGACUUGUAGAGCUCAUUCAGGUGACAGUGUAUUUGUGAAAAUGACACCUGAACAAGGUCCUUAUGUGUUUUUAAAAUGUGACCUUUAAAAGAUUUUCUUUCUCUUGUAGUCCUGAACAACACAGUGUCUCCUCAGUCAGACAUCUUACUACUGUACUGGAUGUAAAUAAAAACAAGUUAAGUACAUUCA
Molecule: messenger RNA, 4329 nt
Organism: Betta splendens (Siamese fighting fish)
Lineage: Eukaryota; Metazoa; Chordata; Actinopteri; Anabantiformes; Osphronemidae
Product: sodium/hydrogen exchanger 6-like
Exons: 17
Coding region: 222-2459 (745 amino acids)
Biological process (GO): sodium ion transport; proton transmembrane transport; regulation of pH
Cellular component (GO): membrane; recycling endosome
Molecular function (GO): sodium:proton antiporter activity
Source: RefSeq, a predicted model, not a curated record